This is a messenger RNA of Neofelis nebulosa (Clouded leopard), 4368 nucleotides long. RefSeq names its product BLOC-1 related complex subunit 7 (gene BORCS7). Gene Ontology annotation, cellular component: BORC complex. The transcript is spliced from 5 exons. The coding region runs from base 56 to 373 and encodes 105 amino acids. The record is from RefSeq and is a predicted model, not a curated record. NCBI's taxonomy places the organism in Eukaryota, Metazoa, Chordata, Mammalia, Carnivora, Felidae.
UUUUGGCCCCAGCGACUCGCCGUCGCUCGGGAGGAGGCGUUCACUAGAUGAAGUGAUGGCGACUGGGACGCCAGAUUCUCAAGCGCGAUUCGGUCAGUCUGUGAAGGGGCUCCUCACAGAGAAGGUGAACACCUGUGGUACGGACGUCAUCGCGCUCACUAAGCAGGUGCUGAAGGGCUCCCGGAGCUCCGAGCUGCUAGGUCAGGCAGCUCGAAACAUGGUACUACAGGAAGAUGCCAUCUUGCACUCAGAAGAUAGUUUAAGGAAAAUGGCAAUAAUAACAACACAUCUCCAAUACCAGCAAGAAGCUAUUCAGAAGAAUGUUGAGCAGUCUUCUGAUCUACAGGACCAGCUGAAUCAUCUGCUGAAAUAGUGCAGCUUGUAAGAGGGCAAAAGCACUUCUGUGCCGACACUGAGAAGGAAAUCUUUUACUUAACCACUGUGCUAUGGGUUUGACUUUCCAUUUUCUUCUCCAAAAGUUAAGUUAGAACAGAUUUGUGAUGGUGUAUAAUUCCUCCUGAAAGAAGCUAGGUGGUUGAAUUUUGGAAGUACUUCUUGAAGCAGAGUAACCCAUGGUCUUAUUGAAUUUUUUAAUUGCUCUGUUUAGUUUGAUGUUAAAGUAAAAUUACAAGAGGUCUUAGUUUUUCCCCUAGAACUUUUAUACGUCAAAAGCCACAUCAACUAAAUAUGAUCCUUAAGCAAAUACUGAAUAAUGUUUUAAAUUCAGAAUUAGGGAUUCUAUUGUGAAAACAUAGGACUAAUUAAUAUUCUUUUUUAAAGACUUUUUUUCUUUUAAUCAUACAUUCAGAAAUGGUAAUAGGUAAUACCUGUUCUUUCCCUUCCCUUCCCUUCCCUUCCCUUCCCUUCCCUUCCCUUCCCUUCCCUUCCCUUCCCUUCCCUUCCCUUCCCUUCCCUUCCCACUCAGAGGAAAUACUUAUUUUAUUCAUUGUAGCAAAUUCCUGAAUGAAAGGUAGGCAAAUGGUAUCAUAUCUGGCCAGCUGCAGUCUCCUCCCUUGACUUGUAUUCCUAGAAUUUCUUUGUUAUUACUUUUGAUUAAUUGGCCUUGGGUUCAUUUAAAAAUUUUGCUAGUCAUCAGCAAAUUCACUUGUAGAACAUUACUGCCAAAUGCAAAGGCAGUUGAAUUACUGGGAAUGAGUGCAGCAUAGGGUUGUGCCAUGGUGAAAACCUUAUGUUUUCAGAUACUUACCCAUGUUUAUUUAACUCAUCUUACUAAAAGGCAUUGCCUUUGAAUGUCUUUGCUUUGUUUGAAUUUUAAAUGGGACUCUAUCAUGUUCUAGUUAGUUCUUCACUAAGGAAUUGGGAGAAAGCUGACAGGAAACUGGUGUCUUCACUGAAAGAAAAAAAAAGCAAAUAAGAGUCCAAUUUAAUUCAUAUUGUAUAUCGAGCCAGCUAAUCAUAUUAGAUUGUAUUUAUUCCUCAUUUUACCUAUACACAUUAAUUUAAAGUAAAAGAAAAAAACUAGAUAUGAAGGAAUUCAGUUAUGCUAUUCAUUCAGUAAACACUCAUUACAAUUAUUAAAUGUAAAUGGGCUCAGUUCACCUUCAAAAAGAAGGAUCACAAAUUUCCAGCAAAUGUCAUGUUAAGAGUAAAACAUUUGAGGGGUGCCUGGGUGGCUCAGUUGGCUGAGCAUCUGACUCUUGAUUUUGGCUCAGGUUUAAUCUCAUGGUUCAUGGAAUAGAGCCAACACUGCGAGCCUGCUUGGAAUUAUCUGUCUCCCUCUCUCUCUGUCCCUGCCCUGUUCCCUCUCUCUUCCUCAAAAAUAAAUACAUUUAAAAAAAAGAGUAAGACAUUUGAAGCAUUAUUGGAGGAUGUUACCAACACUGUUUCUAUUCAACAUUUUGCUGGAGGCCGUAUCUAGUGCAGAAAUUAAAAAUAAAUAUGGGGCACCUGGGUGGCUCAGUUGGUUAAGCAUCAGACUUCGGCUCAGGCCAUGAUCUUGCGGUGAGUUUGAGCCCCGUGUCGGGCUCUGUGCUGACAGCUCAGAGCCUGGAGCCUGCUUCGGAUUCUGUGUCUUCCUUUCUCUGUCCCUCGCCUGCUCACACACUGUCUCUCUCUGUCUCAAAAAUAAACAUUAAAAAUUUAUUUUAUUUUAUUAAUUAUUUAUUUUUCAAUAUAUGAAAUUUAUUGUCAAAUUGGUUUCCAUACAACCAGUGCUCAUCCCAAAAGGUGCCCUCCUCAAUACCCAUCACCCACCCUCCCCUCCCUCCCACCUUCCAUCAACCCUCAGUUUGUUCUCAGUUUUUAAGAGUCUCUUAUGCUUUGGCUCUCUCCCACUCUAACCUCUUUUUUUUUUUUUCCUUCCUCUCCCCCAUGGGUUUCUGUUAAGUUUCUCAGGAUCCACAUAAGAGUGAAACCAUAUGGUAUCUGUCUUUCUCUGUAUGGCUUAUUUCACUUAGCAUCACACUCUCCAAUUCCAUCCACGUUGCUACAAAGGGCCAGAUUUCAUUCUUUCUCAUUGCCACGUAGUACUCCAUUGUGUAUAUAAACCACAAUUUCUUUAUCCAUUCAUCAGUUGAUGGACAUUUAGGCUCUUUCCAUCAUUUGGCUAUUGUUGAGAGUGCUGCUAUAACCAUUGGGGUACAAGUGCCCCUAUGCAUCAGUACUCCUGUAUCCCUUGGGUAAAAUCCUAUAUUUUUUUUAUUUUUUAAGGUUUAUUCAUUUUUCAGAGACAGAGAGACAGAACAUGAGUGGGGGGAGGGACAGAGAGAGAGGGAGACACAGAAUCCGAAACAGGCUCCAGGCACUGAGCUGUCAUCAGAGUCCGACCUGGCGCCCGAACUCACGGACGGCGAGAUCAUGACCUGAGCUGAAGUCAGAUGCUUGACCGACUGAGCCACCCGGGCGCCCCCCACCCCCCGCCAAAAUUUUUUUAAAUCUCGGGUAUAGAGAAUAUGUUGGAGGAUAAUAUUUUUUAAAUAGUGAAAACUCAAAUUCUAUGCAAGAAAAUUUAUGUGAUGAUACCUAAACUGUGCUGUAAAGUAAAAAAAUCAUGCUUUAUAGCUCUAUUUUAGGGAUAAGGGUGGAAAUUUUUUUUUUUUUUUGAAGAGGUUUGUGGUUAGAACUUAGGAAAUCAAAAUAGAAUAAGAAAACCAAGCAUGCAUGAUAAAUAAUUUGAAAAAUAUAUGUCAUUAAUUGAUGCUUAUAGAUUAAAUUGUAUCAGGGCACCUGGCUGGCUCAGUGACUGGAGCAUGCGACUCUUGAUCUCGGGGUUGUAAGGUUGAGCCUUGGGUGUGGAGACUACUUAAAAAUAAAAUCUUAAAAAAAAUUAAAUUGGUAAAGUAUCAGCUCAAUCAUAAAAGUACAAAUUAGUAAAUUUUUUAUUGGAUGGGAGGUACGUAGAAUACAUCAAUUAGAUUGUAAACGCAUGAUUUAUCAGCUUGAUGCUAAAAAUUUGAGUACUAGUAUCAAAAUGUCUGGUUCCUUAUAAAGCUGUAAUAUUACAAAACUGACAUUUAAAAGAGAAUAUGUCCAGGGGCAUCUGGCUGGGUCAGUUGGCAGAGCAUGCGACUCUUGAUCUUGGGGUUGUGAGUCUGAGCCCACACUGGGACCAGAGCUUACUUAAAAAAUUUUUAAAAAGAAAAAAAAGUCAUUUGCUAGUGAUAGCUUUCCUGAGACUUUUCCAAACUAUCAAAGAACUUCCAUAUACUGCCAAAGUAUAGAAAAUGAUAGUAAGAUACUCAGUUCAUUGGCUGAAGUAAAUAUGACUUUCAUUUUUAUGUUAAUUUAUUUUUAAAGGUUUUAUUUUUAAGUAGUCUCUACACCCAGCAUAAGGUUCCAACCUACAAUCCUGAGAUCAAGAGUCACAUGCUCUAUCAACUGAGGCAGCCAGGUGCCACUAUGACUUUCAAUUUUAAAAAUUUAAGUAAAAUAGGGGUGCCUGGGUGGCUCAGUCGGUUGAGCGUCCGACUUCGGCUCAGGUCAUGAUCUCUUGGUUUGUGAGUUUGAGCCCCGUGUCGGGCUCUGUGCUGACAGCUCAGAGCCUGGAGCCUGCUUCGGAUUCUGUGUCUCCCUCUCUCUCUGCCCCUAACCCACUUGCAUUCUGUCUCUGCCUCUCUCAAAAAUAAAUAAACAUUAAGAAAUUAAAAAAAAAUAAAGUAAAAUAAGAAAAUUUGGGAGAUUCUUAUUCAUGAACAUUGAUGCAAAAAUCCUAAUAAUAUCUCAGAAAAAUUGAACAGAGAAAUAUUUUUGAAGAAUUGCUAAGAUAAUUCCAGAAUUAUGAAGUUGAUGUAACAGCUGCAAAACACAUUACGUUAAUAAGAAACAUUAAAUCGUAUAUCACUGUAAUAUACACCAAAAGGCAUGGGAAAAAAUUAACUUCUAUUUCUAAUUAAAACUGUAUAAAAUUUU